This is a messenger RNA of Synchiropus splendidus (mandarinfish), 28828 nucleotides long. Its product is annotated as NLR family CARD domain-containing protein 3-like. The transcript is spliced from 24 exons. Gene Ontology annotation, molecular function: protein binding. The coding region runs from base 2494 to 5940 and encodes 1148 amino acids. Lineage: Eukaryota; Metazoa; Chordata; Actinopteri; Syngnathiformes; Callionymidae. The record is from RefSeq and is a predicted model, not a curated record.
CUGAUUAACCAAUCACGAAACACCUGCUGGAAGUUGGGGAAAACAGCUCAAAUGUUAUGAAUCCGCACAGCGCGAUUUUAUCCAGCCGUAUAUGUGUUCUACAGAAGCGGGGUUGAGCGGAAGACCACCCAACCUGGCAACCCUGCCCAUGGCCCGCAGCUUGUUCUGGAACUUUCCGUAGCCCCGCCCACCUGCUCCACCGUGAUGCUGACCGGAGGCUGAGCUGCUCCGAGCAAAGUCUCCUCCGUAGACUCUGUCAUGUCUCUGUAAACGUCUCGGUGUUGUGCGAGUGAUGCGGGUAGGUGUUUUCUCUACUGUAUUCUGUUGAAAUGUGGUGAAGAGAGAGCUUCCUCAGCGUGUAGUAUCCAACACAGUGACUCCCUGUAGGACCCUAAUGGCAGAGUUUCUUGGCUCCUUGCCAAGGUCAGGAGCGGAUUCCCGCCUCAAGAUGACGGCAGCAUAUUUGUCUUGUAGUCAUAGUCAUAUUAUUAUGGUGCUGAAAACAAGUUCGCGCGGAAAGCAGCCGGUAGUUUCAUUGUUUGCCCCUCAGGUGUGUUUUAGAUCCAUAUUUUUAUUUCCUUGUAGCUGUUUCGACUUCAACCUGCAGGUGGCGGUGUUGCUCAUGUCAGCAGAUCUGCGCGCGCUCAUCGUGAUCAGCGUUGAAGUGUGAUGUGUGGAAAUGUUGGUGACGCUGGUGAAGAGGCCGGAAAUAAAGUUUGGUUCUGUUCUGGAGUGGAACAAUGAGUUUCACCUAUUUCCUCCAGAAUAAACAGCAGUUGGAGCAACAUGGUCCUCUCUGACCACAUCCAUGACUCUGGUGCUGUGACUCUCUGGACCUGCUGAAUGUUUGUCGUCGUCCAGAUCCAACAUCCAGGUGAUGGUGGUCAGACCUGUUCAUGAUCUACUCACGCUUCACGAUUUUUUAGAUAAGAAUUGAUAUCACGAUUCUCUGCCAUGAUUUUUUUCCCUCAUGAAAUACAUAGUUUAUUGCACACUUAAACCGUGACAAAACAAAGUUGCAUCACCAGGCAUAUGACGUUUGAGGUGCUGAUAAAGAUUUGUGGUAGGGAGGCUCCGAUCAGGGUUUUUGCUGCAGAUCAGGAUACUGUUCACAUGGAUUGACAAUGAAUUUGGAAUCAAAAUGAUGAGAUCUUCUCUGGCGAAGAUGUGAAAACAUGAACCAUUAAAUCAUUUUAAUUCAGAAAGGUUUUAUUUUUCCUCUUCUAGAAGGCAAAAAAAAAUCUUGCAGAAUGCAGCAACUAUCAUAUCAAAAGGACACAACUGUAAAACAUUUAAUUUGAUGUGAAACACAGGUGAAUCUCUAGCGACUGAGCUGUGUCCGUGAAAUAUUGACAGACUGUAGCUGGACUCAGAGACUCAGUUUCCACUCCAGUUUCUGGUGGCUGACAAACGCUGCACCUGACUCCAAAACGCAGAUGGAGCCGGUCGAUUCUGUCUCCAUGUAAACGACACCUGAGAAAGGCUGCUCAUCUAGUGAAAUUAAUGAUUAUCUGUUUGGCAAUUAGCUUAGCGUUCUGAAUGUCACGCUGGGACCGUCGGGUGUUGCUAAGCGUCAGCUGCAUCAGCAGCUGCUGAGGAACCAGCGCUCUCACUUUCAUGACCCCGGAACCCUCUCCAUGCUCCGUCCUUUUUUUCCUAACAUGUUCGUUUUGAGGCUGUUUGGGGAGCUGAUUCUCCUAACUAGUUCGCGGUUUGUCAUCCUUAUUCCUUCAGUUUCUAUCCUGUCUGCGACCGACCCAAUCACUACCGCGUUCGCGUCACCAGUGAAACACGUGACUAAAAGGCGCUUUGUCAUUGGUUGAAGGAGAAGUCAUGAGCAUUGUGGGAACUCAGAAGGUAGUGGUUCGCAGCGCCGCUAGGGAGCGUAAAACUCACAGGAAAGUGGCAUUUGUGAUGCAAAUCCAGUCCGUUUCUAAAUCAAAUGCGAAUCGAAAUUAAUUGAAAAUUAAAUCAGAAACAAUGGUGAAUCGAAAUUGCGAUUUAUCAUACAGGCCUAGUCACGACCAUCACAUUGUAUUGAUUUAUAUUUCCUACUGUGACUCACUCAAGGUCAGGUUCCAGCUCAAGGACUUCCUCCUGAGCCAAAGGUGGUUUGUAAACAGCUUUCAACUGUAUUGAGCUUCUAUUUGUGUGUACAAUGGACUGGUAAUGUUCUGUUGUUUAUGUUGUGUGGUUUCAGAAUAUUUGUUUUUGGCGGCCUCGCUGGUAAAAGAGUGUUAUUGCAAAUGGUUGGAAAACCGCGUUUCAGAAGCACAGAACUGGCUGGUGCUGCUGGAGUGAAUCAUUCAUGGCGAACUUUAGUCACACUUUGAGCGGCACUCUGAUGAGGACACGCCCAGAAUUCACCUGCAAACUGACUGGGAUGAAGACCCGCCCACUCUUGACCUGUGUCCUCCGAGAGUGGAUGAACUCAGCAGAAGGACUGAAGGAAGCAUGGGAGCAUGUUGGUGAGGAGUCCACAUCAGUGGAAGGAUGGGAGCCCCGCUACUGGCCUGCCUCUUCUUCACCUUCAGUCUCGCUGCAGCACAGAAGAGGGACUACACCCUGAAGCAGGAUGAGAUUAUAAUCCAGCCUCCAUCACUUGCCUUUGGUCGUCUGGAGAAGAUCUUUUGGAGACACAACGGCGAGAAAGUUGCUACAUUUGACAGUGGCAAACAACAUUUCUAUGGCUCCUAUGACGACAGAACCAUAGUGGACCAGUUUAGUGCAACACUCUGGAUCAGAGAAGUGCGGUUGGAGGACAGAGGAGAAUAUGAGCUGGAGGUUUGGGUCAAAGAUCAGAACCACCAGACUAAAAAAGAGUAUCAUCGUUGGGAGGUGACAGCUGAAGUGUCCAUCACCAGUGUUUCCUGUGAGAUGGAUGGUGACCACCAGGCAAAGCUGGUUUGCUCUGCUGAGUCCAGUCACCCUCAGCUACUGAACUAUGAGUGGAGCUUCAAUGGAACUAAACAUCGCGGCUCCAACCUGACGAUUGGUCUGGAGGAGGAACAUGACGAGACGGUGUUCACCUGUCGUGUCAGCAGCCCUCUGAGUGAAGACAAAGCUACUUUAGCAGCCAGGAAAUGUUACCCAGAAACUCCAGAGUCUGUGGUGCCGACUGUGGUCCCCAUCGUCGGCGUGUUGAUGGUGGCUGUGCUUCUGAUUGUGGGCCUGGUGGUCUGGAGGAGACAUAAAGCUCACCGUGCAAAAGCGAAGGAAGCUGAUGUGGAACUCCAGGCAGCAAACCAAAGUAGGGGUUCAUCUGAGGAAGAGAACCAGGCCAGAGAAGAACAUCCUCUCAUGAAGUGGCCCUCCGACUCUGUGGAUCAGGGAAGUCGUGCUGCAGAGUGUGGAGGACGACUGAAGAGGAGGCUGAAGGAGCAGUUCCACAGUGUGUCUGAGGGGGUCGCUAAAGCAGGAAACUCUGCCCCUCUGAAUCAGAUCUACACAGAGCUCUACAUCACUGAGGGGGGCACAGAGCAGGUCAACCAGGAGCACGAGGUCCGACAGAUCGAAGAAGCAACCAGGCAGCAGACCAGAGCAGGAACUACCAUCAGACCAGAAGACCUCUUUAAAGCCUCAGCUGACACAGAGCGACCAAUCAGGAGCCUGCUGACGAAGGGCGUGGCUGGCAUUGGGAAGACCCUCCUGACACAGAAGCUGACUCUGGACUGGGCUGAAGACAAAGCCCACCAGAACUUCCAGCUGGUGUUUCCUUUCACCUUCAGAGAGCUGAACCUGCUGAAAGAGAAGCAGUUGAGUUUGGUGGAACUUGUUCAUCACUUCUUUCCUGAAGCCAAAGACUCAGGACUCAGCAGCUUUGAAGAAGUCCAGGUUCUGUUCAUCUUGGACGGUCUGGACGAGUGUCGACUCCCUCUGGACUUCAACAGUCGGGUCCUGACAGCAGCUACAGAGUCCACCUCAGUAGACGUCCUGCUGACCAACCUCAUCAGGGGGAACCUGCUUCCCUCAGCUCAGCUCUGGAUCACCACACGACCUGCAGCAGCCAAUCAGAUCCCUCCUGAGUGUGUGGACAGGGUGACAGAGGUCAGAGGGUUCACUGACCUCCAGAAGGAGGAGUACUUCAUGAAGAGGUUCAGAGAUGAGCAGCAGAGCGCCAUCAUGUCUCACAUCAGGAGCUCACGAAGCCUCUACAUCAUGUGUCACAUCCCCAUCUUCUGCUGGAUCACUGCCACAGUUCUGGAGGACAUGUUGAAGAGCAGAGAGACCAGAGAGCUGCCCAAGACCCUGACUGAGAUGUACAUCCACUUCCUGGUGGUUCAGGCCAAAGUCAAGCAGCUCAAGUUCCAUGGAGGAGCUGGGACAGACGAGGUUUGGACUCCUGAGAGCAGGAAGAUGAUGGAGUCUCUGGGAAAACUGGCUUUUGAGCAGCUGCAGAGAGGAAACUUGAUCUUCUAUGAAUCAGACCUCACAGAGUGUGGCAUCGACAUCACAGCUGCUGCAGUUUACUCAGGAGUCUUCACACAGAUCUUCAGAGAGGAGAGAGGACUGUACCAGGACAAGGUCUUCUGCUUCGUCCACCUGAGUCUUCAGGAGUUUCUGGCUGCUCUUCAUGUCCACCUGAAGUUCUUCAACUCUGGAGUCAAUCUGCUAGGUUCAUUGCUAACAUCAACACUAUCAAGAAUCUUCAGAAAGAACUUCCAUCCAGAACAGUUCUACCAGAGAGCAAUAAAUGAAGCUGUAGAAAGUCCAAAUGGACAUCUGGACUUGUUCCUGCGCUUCCUCCUGGGUCUUUCUCUGCAGACCAACCAGAGGCUCCUUCCAGGUUUGUUGACCCAGACAGGAAGUAGCUCCUGGACCCAUCAGGACACAGCAGAGUUCAUCAGGAAGAAGAUCAGUGAGAAAGUGUCUCCAGAGAGAAUCAUCAAUCUGUUCCACUGUCUGAGUGAACUGAAGGUCACUUCUCUGGUGGAGGAGGUGAAUCAGCUGCUGAGAUCAGGAGCUCGAUCCACAGCUCAGCUGUCUCCUGCUCAGUGGUCCACCCUGGCCUUCAUCUUACUGUCCUCAGAGGAAGAUCUGGACGUGUUUGACCUGAAGAAAUACUCUGCUUCAGUGGAGGUUCUUGAGAGGCUGCUGCCAGUGGUCCAAGCUUCAAAAGAAGCUCGCCUGAUCGACUGUGGACUGUCAGAGAGAAGUGGUUCCCUUCUGUCCUCAGUCCUCAGCUCUCCGUCCUCUAGUCUGACACAACUGGACCUGAGUGAGAACAUGGACCUGAAGGAUGCAGGAGUGGAGCUGCUGUCUGCUGGACUGAAGAGUCCACACUGUCACCUGGAGACUCUCAGCCUGAGGAGGUGUGGACUGUCAGAGAGAAGUGGUUCCCUUCUGUCCUCAGUCCUCAGCUCUCCGUCCUCUAGUCUGACACAACUGGACCUGAGUGAGAACUGGGACCUGAAGGAUGCAGGAGUGGAGCUGCUGUCUGCUGGACUGAAGAGUCCACACUGUCACCUGGAGACUCUCAGCCUGAGCGACUGUGGACUGUCAGAGAGAAGUGGUUCCCUUCUGUCCUCAGUCCUCAGCUCUCCGUCCUCUAGUCUGACACAACUGGACCUGAGCUACAACAAGCUGAAGGAUGCAGGAGUGGAGCUGCUGUCUGCUGGACUGAAGAGUCCACACUGUCACCUGGAGACUCUCAGUCUGACACAACUGGACCUGAGUGGCAACAUCAACCUGAAGGAUGCAGGAGUGGAGCUGCUGUCUGCUGGACUGAAGAGUCCACACUGUCACCUGGAGACUCUCAGUCUGAUACAGUGUAGCAUCUCAGAGAGAGGCUGUGCUUCUCUGGCCUCAGCUCUGACCUCUAACCCCUCCCACCUGAGAGAGCUGGACCUGAGGAACAACCAUCCAGGAGGAGCAGGACUGGAGCAGCUGUCUGCUGGACUGGAGAGUCCAGACUGGAGGCUGGAGACUCUCAGGCUGUAACCUUGUGGACCACUGUGGUUAGAGAUCUGACCUGAAGAAGUGUGAACUGACUCCGAGUCUCAGCAGCCGCUGCCGUCAUCAUGGAGAGUUUCCAACUCUUCUGAGGCAGAGUCUCAGUGGAGAGCAGCACAGAGAAAGAGUCCUCAACAGCAGUCAGAGAAGAAGCCUCCACCCUCACAGAAGCUCUUCAUCUGUGGAAACGCUUCUGUCUUCAACGCCCCAAACAGCUCAGAUGUCCAGCUUUUGCUCUUGUUUUCCAUGAGUCCUUCAUGCCACUUCCUCUCUGAAGCCUUCAGUCGUGUCCAUGACUUGAACCCUGAUAUGAGCCCUUUGAUGUGGACACUUGAGGAGCCUGUGUUUUGGACACAUGGACUUUGUUCAUCACAUGUCACGGGCUGAAAUGAUCUUCCUCUGAAUGCAAACCGACAGAUGCUCAUGACUCAGUAGGAACAGGGCUGUUUGACUCACCAUGUGAUCUUCUUCUUCUCACCAAGGUAGUUCCAAACACAAGACCAUGUACCUGAACAAUGUCUUUUAGAAGUCAGCAGUGACUCAGUGAGAAGCUACGGAGAAAUGGUGUGAUGAGGUCACCAGCUGAGACCUCCAACCACGGCCUCCUGAUCUGGUGUGGGAAGAUCAACCUGCCAUUUGAUGUCUGCAGGUCUUUCAACAAGCUCUGUCACGGAUCACUUUGCCUCGUUUUGGACUCAACUCUUCCACAGUGAAAGAACCUGUUUUGGAUUUGCUGCACUGCAGGUAGAGAUGGAGGAACCUGCUUUAAAGUUCAGACGACUUCAGCUUGUGUGGAAAUGUUGGUGACGCUGGUGAAGAGGCCGGAAAUAAAGGUUGGUUCUGUUCUGGAGUGGAACAAUGAGUUUCACCUAUUUCCUCCAGGUAUUUUUAUUUUUCUCUGGCUGUUUCCACCUCACCCUGCAGAGAAGACACCGCUUCAUUCAUCUGUGAGGAGAAAAUCCAGUUACCUAACAAGUUAUAAAGGAUAUUUACAGUUUGGUGUCAACAGAUGUGUUUGGAGUGGUUUCUGUUGUGACGUCAAACAGCAGGCAGAAGGAAGGACCUGCGAUACUUCUCCUUCACAUGCUUUGGGUGGCUCAUCCUGUCACCCUCCUGCCCCCCACCUCUUCCUGAAGGUGGUGCUGUUGCUCAUGUUAUCUGCAGCUCUGGGGUUUAUUAUCAUGAGUCUCUCCCCACUGAGGGACGAGUCAAGGAUAUCUGUCUGUCUAUUGUUGAGAUGUAUGGAAAUGUUUGUGACACUGGUGUUGCUGAACCAGAUAUGAGGUGUCCACAGAGUAGGAAAAGAAGCCUGCACUCUGCAUAUUUGCUUGGACAGGUGAAAUGGCGACAUAAAUGAUGGACAUCAUCCCUGAGAUACAGAUCAUCAUUUCACCCAUCACUAGAAACUACUGCUCGCACUCUCAUCGACCCACAGGAAGCUGAUGAUGUCAGCAUGAAUGUUGACCUGUUUGAUGCCUUGGAUUCAUUCACAGUUGAAGCAGAGAACAGAAGCUGCUGAUGUUGGAGGUCUGAAGGUCAGCAGACAAGUCAAGGUCAGGGUUUGUUGAUCUCAUCGCCAUAGCAACGAUCAAAGCCCUGAGCAGGAUCACCUUCAAGAAUCAUGGAGCAACACGGAGCAGAUGAAAGCAGCUCAUGUGACCACGACUCAGCACUUCAGCUGGUAUAAAGUCCAGAGUGACGGUCAUUUGUGUUUCAGUCGUCAGUGAAAUGGAGAAGAUCAGAGUUGACCUGAAGAGAGAAGCCUUCUUCUGCUCCAUCUGUCAGGAUCUACUGAAGGAUCCAGUCGCUCUGCCUUGUGGACAGAGCUGUGUUGAAGCUUCCUGGGACAGAGGAGAUGAGAGGAACAUCUACCAGUGUCCUCAGUGCAGACAGUCCUUCAGCUCGAGGCCUCUCCUGCAGAAGAAUCAUGUUAUCAGAGUUAGUGGAGGAGCUGAAGAAGACUGGACUCCAAGCUGCUGGACCUGAAGAUGUGACCUGUGACUCCAGCACUGGGAGGAAGCAGAAUGCCUGUCUGGUGUCUCAGCCUCCUGGAGAAGAGCCGUCCUUCAGGAGACAGAAGCAGCUCCAGGAGACCUGCUCUCAACGUGAUGAGGAGAGGUAGAUGUUCUGUGGUACUGAUCAGCAGGUCAUCUAUCACCUCUGCACUGUGGACCAACACAAAGACCACCACAUUGUCUCGACCGCAGCAGAGAGAGGAGAGCGAGAGAAAGAGGUGGGUCAGAAGUCGAGGAAGGAUCCAGGAGAGAGAGGAGGAGCUGAAGCUGCUUCAGCAGGAGGAGGAGAACAUCAGAGAGACUGCUGAUAAAGCAGUGAUGGACUUCAGGAGCAGCUCCAGCAGGAGAUGAAUGAGCUGAAGAAGAAAGAUGCUGAGCUGCAGCAGCUGUCACACAGGGAUGCAGCUUCACGCUCAGUAGCCGGUGAACACGAUGCAUGCAGCCAUGUCACUCAGCAGAUGCCGACUCCACAGCUCCAUGGUCCCUCCAGAGGCCAGGAGCCAAGCACAGUUCCUCACAUACUCACGGGACGUCGCUCUGGAUCCAAACACUGCUCACUCAAGGCUGAAGUUGUCUGGCAGCAGAGUGACGUUCAUGGGAGAAAAGCACUCUCUUCCUCCUCAUCCAGACAGAUUCAGCUCAGGUCCUGAGUGGAGGGCCUCUGACGGGACCUUGUUACUGGGAGGUGGAGUGGAGCGGAGGAGUCUUUUCUGUGGGCGUGUACCUGGAUCACUCUGCAGCGUCUCUGAAACCAUGAGCCUCCUCCACAGAGUGCAGACCACCUUCACGCAGCCUCUCCAUGCUGGAGUCAGGGUCCAUGACACGUGUGAGUUCCUGAAGCUGAACUAGUCAACAGUGUGAGGAGGACGGCAGAUCACACUUCUGCUGCUGGGUGGAGGAGCAGAACCAAGCACCACCUCAGGCACUGAACACAAAUGAGAAGAGCCAAGUCACCAUCGAGGAGAAGGUCAAUCUGAGAGUGGACGAGGACCACGCUUCCGGACCAGAACUUUCCGAGGUAGAGGCGUGAUGCUGCCCCCAACAGGCUGAGGCUGUACCUGCAUGAAGGACUGUCCCAUGUCUGAGGAACAAAAUCUUCCCUGACAUGUUGGUAGGUAACUUUAUUGUGGUUUUGAGGUCUGAGGUUGAGGGUUAAGGAUUGGAAUUCACUCCAAGACCAGAGGAACCAGUGCAGUCUGCCCCUUUAGUCCCGCCCCCUUAGCAACCCAAGGUCUUCCGUGCGUGUGUGCUCUUCAACAUCACAGUGUUUGACUCUUAAAGGAGAAAAGACAAGAGACUCCAGUGGGAUUUUCAGCUUUAUCACAAGGUCAGAAACACACCGAGAUGAUGGAUCUGAACUCUCCACUCUGCUCCACCUUUACAACAACAGUCUUCUCCUGCUGCACUUUGAUGACUCAGCUCUUCUGCCAGUUGCUCAGGUCCAGUGUUCCCAGCUGCUCUGGGUCGGGCUGAGCAGCCGGGUGGUCUCUCUCUCUCUCUCUCUCUCUGACAGUUGCAGGGGGUGGUCAGUGGACUCAUGCUAAACAUGUGGCAACACAUUGUCUGCAGCAACAAACAGCAGCGGCGAGUGUUGUGCAGCGUUGUUCCAGUCAGAAGAGAGUCAUCGUCAGAAAGCUCUUGUGUUCUGAACCAGAUAAAGUCCGUCACGGAGGAGCUCACCUCACAUGAGCUUAUGUGCACACAGAACAAGGUGCGUGAGGACUGGACCAGGGACGGCAGCAAACUGACCUCCUCACUGGUCACAUGACUUGGUCCUCACAAACACGCCUGGACUGUUUUACCCAAGCUCAGUCACUGUGACUCAUGUUCAGGGAGUCAGAGCUUCAGACUUCAGUGGUCCAGACUCAGCACCAGCGCCGUUCCUCUCUUGACCCAGUGGUCCGGGGUCAAGGCUCCAGAUUUCAGAUCCACGGCUGCCACAAACAAGUCUGCGGCCGCCGACCCCGACCGCUGCGGGGAGGAGAAGCAGGGACACACGUAGACGCCUGCGACAGGAAGAUGAAGAAAGGAAGAUGUGCACAUGUUAGAAGUGCAAAAUUUAAAAUGAAAAAACAAAAACAGAAGAAAGAAAAAACAAAGAUAAAAUAUGGAAAAAGAGGAAGAUGACUAAGAAAACAAUUUAACUUCACUUUCAAGAACAACUGAAAACUUCUGUCUCUUUGGGCUCCUCCUUCUAUUUCUUCUUUGUCUUUUUUCUUUCUUCUUCUUUCUCUGUGGCCUCCUCCCUUCAGGGGUGAUCCUCCUCCUCCAUCUCCCCCUGUCCUCUGCUUCCUCUGCUCUCAAACCUCCUUCACCACCUCCAUCAAUCUCCUCUGUGGCCUUCCUCUCCACCUUCUGCCUGGCAGUUCCAACAUCUCAGCAUCUUCAUCUACCAAUGUUCUGGCUCUCUCUCUCUCUCUCUCUCUCUCCUCUGUACAUGUCCGUGUUCAAGAACAACUGAAAACAAAUGGUCAAAAUCCAGAAAAAAAUAGAUUCAAAGCACAAGACAGUAAAGAAGUGGAAGACGACCAAAGAGUAAAUCAUGAAACGGAACAAUAAAAUCAGCAAAUAAAAACAAACAAGUUAGAGUGGUGAGAAAAGAGGAAGGAGAACAAGGCAAAACUGGACGAAGAAACUCGGCAACAGAGUCAGAGAUGAGAAAAGCAGCGGAGGACGGCGCCCGGCUGCAGCGUCUGGAGCUCCGACUCACUCCUGGGGGUCUUCUUGCGGUUGUCCGAGGGUUUGAAGUGGACGCUGGGCAUCGGGCAGAACAUCUGCAUGGGCUGGGCCUCCACCAGAAAGGAGUUCUUCCUGUCCCACGCUGCCCCCUGCAGGAAGAGCCCGCGCACCAGCACGCCGUCCUGCUGAGGCACGGACAGCGGCGUCACACGACCCGGUCGCUGCGGGCCGACAUGGGACAGCACCGUCACCUGCGGCGGGUGGAGCAGGUGGCUGUCGUCCACGGUGGACACGGUGAACUCCCAGGAGAGCGAGUCCACGGGCUUCUGCUGGGAACAGAGAGUCUCAGCAGGCCAGUCCAGCUGCUCAACUUCCACCUGCGCCAGUCCUCACCUGGUGUUGUCGAGCGUACGACUGCAGCACGGCGGUCAGCAGCGCCUUCGGGGAGGUGAAGCCGGACAACCAGAGGAGCGCGGGCGGCCUGCUGGUCUGGACCCAGCGGGCCAGCUGCUCCACCCGCUGGCGCAGGUCUGAGGUCCACGCGGCCAGAGGCUUCAGUGACGGGUACGUCUGCAGAGACGCAAAGCACAGGUGGAGCACCAGAGUCACUCGUGCACCUCUGUUCACUCCACGGCUCAGCACAGUUUCUCUGUGUGUGUGUGUGUACCUUCCCCCACAGUGGUGGAACUUUGCCAUCGUGGACACAGUUGAAGAUCUCCUCCAAACCUGGUGACAUCACCUCCACUCCUGUGAUCCCGUUCUCCAGUUGCUCCAGAGACCACCUGACUCGCACACACACUUCUGUCUUGAUAUCCUUGUGGGGACAUUGUGAGGUUUCUCUCCUGGCCGUCACCCUUUCCCCGGCCUCUCCCCCUCCAGGACACAUGGCUCACCUGAAGCAGGACUCUGGACCAAACUGGAGCCCAGUUAGAAUGAACUACUUUGACAUCUAAGCCUUGUGAGGACAGGCCAGAAUGUUUGUAUUUCUAUCCCUGUAGGGACAUUGUGAAGUUUCUCAUUGCCAUAACACUUUCCCCAGCCUCUCUCUCUCACACACACACACACACACUCACACAGUCAGGAAGCUCCGCUCCAGCAGCGUCACUCACCUGACCGUCUCCAGCAGCUGGUUGUAUCUCUGGAUCUCCUGCAGCAGAACCACGUCCAGAGGACCGCGGUGCCCCUGCAGGACGGAGCUGUCGUGCUCGGUGACGGCUGACGGAAUGGUGGCGCGCAGCUCCGGCAGCAGCUCCAGCACCUGCACAGGCACACACACACACACACACGGGUCACGGCUGAGGCCCUUCAGGAGCCACGGAGGUCAUCUUGUGGCUCCACCUGCUGAGACAGAGGUCGCUCCACCCAGACUGUGACUCACCUUCAGCUCUCGCUCGGUUCUGCUUCCUGCUCGGCUGCCUGCAGGUGUGUGUCGGUCCCCACAGAGCAGCUGCAGGGACGUCAGGCUGCUGAGGAGCGCCCGGCUCUCCGCCAUCCGGCCGCUGAUCUGGGCGUUGGGGUGCUGCCCCAGCACCUCGGGCGACUCCGUGGGCGGCAGGGUGCUGAUGUGGUCCAGGUACGAGGACUGUGGCCCGUCACGGGGGGCGUAGUGGGGGGGCGAGAGCCUGUCAGUCAAGAGAGUCAGAGCGGUGAGACCAAACCACGCCUCCAUCCACCAAUCCAACCCAGCGUCUUACUUGUAGAGCGGCUGCUGGACGACGUCGUCGCGGAAACACUCAGCCGUGUACGUGUCCAGCAGGCGGCGGUCCCACUCCUCGGUCACGUGACCUCCGUAGGUGACACCGGCCACGAGGAGCCUGAGCGCCUCCCAGGGCGCCUCCUCGUGCUGGUCCAGGUACAGGCCCAGAAGACUGCGGCCGACCUGCAGCAGCGACGGGACUGGGCUCACCACAGGGUGUACAGAAGGCUCACGAGCACGAGUCUGUCGCCGGAAGAGCGCGUGGCUUAUUUGCACGUGAGGUUGCGUCCCUUUUUCCCCGCGUGUGUGGAGUUCGUGCUCGGCCACUGUUCACGCCUGUGCUGGUACUCAAGCGCUUCAGUAACGCUAGUGACCUGAGUCUUACUCAUGUGGAGCACGAUGUUGCGUGGAUGCACAUGUUUGGUGGCAGUGCGUGUGCGUGCGUGUGUCCCCGCAAUGUUCGCCGCCCAGUCCGAGUGGCGUGUAGUGCCAUGUCGGUCGCUAGGUGGCAACAUUGUGCUGUUUAUAAAUCUGUGUUACUCGUGUUUGUGUGUGGAUCUAGAAACGUCUGCAUCAUUGUUAACUAGUGUUAUUAACCUGUUCGUGCUUACUUUAUUACAGACUACAGAUGUUGAUGCUUCACUGAGUGCUGCGAUGAAAGAACACUGAAUCAGGACCAUCCUCCUCCCGUAGCCUGACCGAUACUCCACGACUUGAACUGCUGCAGCGCCUCAUUGAAUUCGGUGCAACCACUGCUGUUUAACAGCUCUCGGAGCAACGCCACACACCUCAAAGUCCGCGGGGGAGAAUCUGUAGCUGCGGUUCCAGCCCAGCUGCAGCAUCUGGCUCCUCUCCAGCAGCACGCUGUGGAAGAAGCUGAGGGAGAAGAGCAGCUUCCGGUAGACGUUGCUUCUGGAGCAGUGGGCCAACUCGGCCUGGGGCAGCUGCUGGUACAGGCACCUCAGGUUGGCCUUCACACCCUGGACACACAAGACGGCAUCAGAGGACUGUCGCUGAGACGGUGGCCGGGUGAGGGGGGGGUGACCUUGGGAGGCUCCCAGCUCAUCUUGACGCUGGCCUGCAGGAGCCUGAUGGGGAACUCCACGUGUGGAGAAGAACUGAGCCACAGCCUGAAGUCUGGGUGGGGCUCCUGCACCUCCAGCUGCUCCACCACUCUGUCCAGCUGGGGCAUCCAGGACAGCAACAGGUGGCAGUUGGCCAGAAAGAGCCAGUGACCUGCAGGUCAGAGGAGACGCUGACAUGAGGCCCGACUCUCAUGAUGAGCGGAGCCACACUGGCGGAGGAGGAUGACCACCGUUUCUCACUCCGUCCUCCAGCAGCCUCCCGGCGACCGGAGCCUGUCCUUGUCCCAGGGAGAGAGUGUGGAAGCGGCCACUCAUGCCGGAGAGCUCGGCCAGCUGCUGCAGCGGGCCCGCCGGGUCGGCUCCAGGGGACAGGAUGAAGAGGAGAGGAGAGCUGCUGCAGGACUCCACUGCCACCUGAGGAGCACCCAGAGAUUGGGUCAUCGUCCUCUCAAGAAAAAGCCCCUCACAGACACUCACGGCCUUCAGGUCCAGAACCGGAGGCUCCACGAAGCGGGCGCCGAGCGUGUUGGUGACGAAGGAGGCGACGCAGGAGGACACGCGGUCCUGACGCAGGCAGCGGACGAUCAACAUCUUCUGGAGGUGGCUACACUUGUUUUCCCAGGCGGCUGAGAGGAGCAGACGCAGAGACGUGUAAGGAGGAGCUUGAGACAGGCCGUCACCUCACCCUGACCUGGAAGCGGCGUGCUCUCGGGCUGGGCUCCGCUGAACCAAACGUGCCACUCGCGCCGGUCCAGCUCCAGCGAGGUCACCAUGCCGUGGAAGUUGGGAAGCUUGUCCAGCGCACAGAUAUGAUCCCAGCUGGAGUCCGGCAGCCAGUCGCUGCACGGGUUGUCCACCUGACCAUCCAGAACCUGAGGAGAUGAUCCACAGCUGGAGGUCUUUGUGAGGUUCUCAGCAGCUACAGAGCUUCUUACCUGACCACCUCCCAGGAAGAAGUUGUACUCCUCCCUGUUGAGUUUGCCAGACGCCUCCAGGAUUCUCACGCACAUCUGGAAGCUGAAGAGAAGCUUGUGGCACUGGAACAGAGUACGGCUCACAAACCUACAGGAAGACCAGCGGCUGUGACCAUCAUCUCAACACUUGAGUUCCUGGCUCCACUUCACUCACCUGUAGACAGCGUAUGUGUGGAAGCUGAUGAGGUUGGCGAGUCUCUCCUCCAGCUUCUGACUGCGGCCGCUCUUCUCCACACUCUGGACGAAGAGCUGGAUGUAGGUGUCCAGGGAGAACUGGUACAUGGGAUCCAGGAGGCUCAAGUCGCUCAGGAGGAAGAAGAGCAUGGAGGCUCGCCGGGCGCACGAGCGGUACUCCUGUCAGGGAUGCAGAAUCACGGUCAACGCCCCCGAACCACCCAACUCUCCUGCUCAGGUCUGACCUCUCGAGCCGAGUCGAUCUCCUUUGCAGUUCGCAGGCUGCUCUCCAGCUGCUCGCUGACCUCCGAGGCCGUUACUUUGGAGGUCUGGAGAGUCUCCACCAGCUGCUCCUCGUCCAGCAGCGAGCCGCUCGCCUCCUUCAGCAACCUGGAGGUGACGAACAUCUUCAGACACUCAAGCGACUCAGACGUUCCUCUACCAGAGUGGAGAUGUAACCUCUCUCCCUGGAUAAACCUUCUAUUCUGAGAAGCAGCAGCUCUACUCAGAGACUUUGAGGGUUGCUUCACCUCACUUCAAACACCUUCUAACUUGUGUGUUUCACUAAUCUUCCGUAUCUGUUGGUGCGCACAGGUGAUCAGUGAAGAGCCAUAGAUCUUUGUGGCCGCUCUUGCUCUUCAUUGACUGACCAAACAAGCCCCACUGUCCCCUCACUCCAGAACUAGACCCAGAAACUUUCCAUGUCUAACUCUGAACUGCUGGUCCUCAUCCUUGCUCCCUCAGAAGGACCUGUCUAGUUCUGGCCACGGGGGAGGCUGGUCGGAGACCUGAGGAACCAGCUGGAGCUUCACUGUCAGAAGAUGAUUCCUGCCUCAUGGACGCGUGAGAACCUUCUGGGGCUUGAUGAUGUUUGAGUGAAUGGAGACCUCACAGGUGCUGCCUCUCCAGUUCACCUCAGAAGGAAGUCAAGAGGGGUUUCCCCUCACUGCGUUUCCGUCUUCUCUCCAUGAGGAAGAAGAUUGGAGAGUCACAGAGGAAGAGGACUCACCUGAGGAUCUGGUCCUCCAGCUGCUGCAGGUUUCUCUGUCCGGAGGAAAUGCGGAUCACCAGCGAGUCUUUCUGCUCCUCCAGCUCAGGACGUUCUUUCCUCACCACGACCCCCAGAAGCUGAGCCUCCAGACCCUGUCAGCGCACACACAGCACCAGGUCACCAAUGAGACUUGAGUCGGUCGCUGCUCCAACACACACCUGCUCUUUGACAGCAAAGUUGACGAUGGUGGUCCUGCUGGAGGUCUCAGGGGCGUAAUGGGGGUUGGACAGGUUGGUGGCGAUGUAGAACCUGAACUCAGGGUGAAACUCCACGUCCUUGCCCGCCAGUCUCAGCAGCAGCCGCCCGCCUGAAGCACACACCCACACGGUUCAAACACUCCAUUGUGUCUUGCGUGACUCGUGUCGCGCGUCUGACCGAUCCGAGUCAGGGACUUGUUGAGGAGCGGCCAGAGCGACGGGUCCAGCUGCUCCUGAACGUUCUGGAGCAACACUGGAUUCCCAAACUGGAUGGCAUCCUGCAGAACUCCCAAGUAGUCUGGCACCUGGAGGUCCACCACCUUCAAACCCUGAUGAAGCAAGAACCAUGAGAGGAACAUCUCAGUUGUUUGUCAGCAGGAGAAAGCUGAAGGCUCAUGGUCCACCUCCAACAGAGCAGACGGUGUGAGGAGCUUCACACGAGGACUACAAUACUACUAAAGACACUAAUCACAGAACCUCUUUUCCAUCUUCCCCAAGAACUGACAGUGGUGAGGAAAGCUACCAGGAGCUCAGAAGACCUCGUCCAGGACGGCUCAACGUCACAGAGCAUCAGCAGGACCAAACUCGCCACACUUACUCUGCUCAUUUCCAUUCUCUUGAUCCACCUCACUGCUUGACCUUGAGGAUCCACCAUCAGAGGCCAUCUUGAGAACGACCAAACACACUUCAGUCACUUGCUCCUCAGACAUCACCACAUCCUGUCUCCCAGCUGACCUGCUCCCACGUGUGACGAUGAGCCCGUUCUCGGUGGAGAACGUGUCCGAGGGAAGACCCUGAGCGUUCCACUCCCUCACGGCAGCUGGCUCGGACAGGAAGUCGGCGAAAGUGAACCCCGGUGGAGAGCAGCUCGUCUCUGUAUCUGGACCGGAAAGGACCCAUGUAGGAGAGGCAGGAAGCGGCGAGUAGACAGUCUCCCAGCAGGAACCCCAGCUCCUCCUCCAGACCCUGGACACACUCCGGAGGUCACACAGAUCUUCCUGAGGUCCUACAGUGCAGAGGUCGUACCAGAACCCGUGGUCCAGCCAGAGUCUCAGCAGCUCCAGCGGCGGCCGGGAUCCGAACGCGUCUUUGGCCGGCACGUUGAGGUCGUCCAGGAAACACAGCAGCGGCUUCCCACCGGCUGGAACGAACACCCCUUUGGUUCUCUUCUCCAGGCGGCUCUCCACGACGGCCCGGAUGUUGUUGGAGGAGGUCUGGAGAGUCAGGAGGAGGUGGAACAUGAACCCCACGUGCAGACUUUCUGAACCAUGUUCAGCUUCACGGUAACAUUUAAGACGUGCACGACCAUCAGAAGGAGUUUUUGUUUUCCACACUGAUCUCAGACAGAGGUGUUCUGCUGGAUGGAGGCCCGGGGGCCAAUGCUGGACUGGCUCCAGAGACGAUGGCCCAGUCCCAUGUCUCGCCCUCAACACUAGCUUGGUUCGGAGCGGCUGGGACAGCGCUUCACUCACGUCACGCCUCAUUGGCUGCCGUGUUUUGUUUCCUGUGUAUGGAGAUGUUUUGGAAGCUCCAGCGUUUCUGCAACCUCGUGCAUCGGCGCUGAUCAUCUGACUUGGUUUGAUGAACCAACGGAGGAGAAAUGGGCGGAGCUUCGCCUGUUUUGAGGUGCGUCGACGCUAACGUUAGCCUGGAUGCUAGCUGACUGUUGUUUGCUAAGGAGGAAUAACAACACACAUUAACAGUGUGUUGUCGGACACGGUCGCCCCUUCAGGUCAGUGACAUGUGACACGAGGAGAAAGUCAACAAACUGAAGAGUUGUCCUCCUCACUCAACUGUCCCUGUUGUUUAUAAGUCGUGUUAUUCACGUCACACGUCGGGGUCCUGGGAAUCCAUCCGCACUUCAUCUCCCCACUCGGGUUCAAGUCAGCUCCGGAGCCUCGGUUUGAAGGGAUCAUGUCAAGAGAUGACGGCGAGUGCCCUCGGUCUCAGGAGUAUUGGGACACGCUACCCGAACCCAGUGUUAGGUGGAGACUUGGGACAGGUCCGAUGCCUCCCAGAAGAACCUGAACUUGCGCAGUGCUUUUUGCUGUGAAACCUUGGCAGAUAAGAAUGACUUGCUGGAUGAGUGACUAGAUCUGAGAUUCUAUAUUUCUAAAUGUAUUUUUACCAGUUUGUUCCGAAACCCGCCCACCCAAAAAACCCACGUGUACAACUGCACUUGAACACAACCUCAAAAAUGAAGAACUGAUUAAUAUCAUCAACCUGUUCGACACACCAAGACAGGAUGAGUUGCUUGCAGAGCGAUUUCCAAUUGAGAGUCGUUGUAAGAGGAGAGAAACUGACGGGCUGCCAUCACAACAAUCCCGCUCCCUCACGCUUCAGUGACAUGAAAAGUCUGGAUUCAACACAAGAAAGGAUGAAUCACCUGUGACGACAUGUUGAGAGUCAGGCUGCUCCACUCGGAUGACUCCAGCUCCUGCAGGACACUCUGGGCCACCAAAGUCUUCCCUGUUCCCACUGGACCGGUGAGCAGCACUGGGUACUGGGCCAGGACCAGAGACUUGACCAGGAAGCGGUAUCGAACCGUGUCGACGGUGGGAACCAUGAUCUUAUAGAAAGGAGCGCUGCAGAUGGAGCAGAGGUCACUGACCGGGACCGAUGGCACCAAGCGGACGGGCCACUCACCUGGCGCUGUAGCGCCAGCUCUUCGGCAGCUGCUCCUCGAACGACGUCCAGGUUCUGCUCUUGGUGUCAGCGUAGUACUCAUACACAGUGUCCUGUGGCAAAGGAGCAAAGAUGAAGCACACAAGAGUUCAGGGUACCACUAAUGUGAAGGGUCACUGAAUAUUCCUACAUUCAAACAGCAUCCGUCAAAACACCAGUGCGAUAUCUCUGUGUUUUAGCUGGUCUGGGUCGGAGUGAGCAGCCUGUUGGUCUCUCUCACCCUCUGCGACAGUCGCAGCCUGGAUUUGAGUGAGUGCCACGCUAGAAGGAAACUGAGCCUUCCAACUGAGCUUCUUUCUGGCUAAUACAUAGUUCCGCCUCAGUGACCCUGCAGCUGCGUGACCCGAGGAGCCCACACAACUACUGAACCACCGUCGCCGGGGCCCAGGUGCAACAGUUUAGCAGUUCAAUGACCGGUCGCCCUGUGUCCUUCAUCUCUCUGCCACACUUCCCUCAGAUCAUUCCGGCCACACCCGCUCACCUUGAUGGGGAACGUGCCGUCCAGCUCUCGCAGGAAGCUGUCCAUCCUCUUCCGUCCGUCUGCGUCCACGGACGCACAGACGGACCAGAUCAGACUGAAGGUGAACCACAGCUCGAUCAUGCAGCCAACGCUCUCAGGGCCAGACACCACCUCCUGGAGGGGAAGGGACCCACAUGAGUGGCGAAGACGCAGAGCGACAGCCCGACGAGGUUCUACAGGAGCAGCACAGUCACAGCCAGACUAAAGUUACCUCAUAGCUACAUGAGGCCAGAGAGUCGUAGAGUCGACAGAGGGAGGAGACGGCGCUGAGUUCGCUGACGGGGAUCGGCUCCCUGCAGUUCCUCCUCUUGAACUCCAACGUGCGACUCAGGAACUUGUCGAACAAACGCCUCAGGUGGGCCACUUCAUUCUGCGUGGAGAGAUGUGCACAUCAGCUCUCCAAGUCUGAAGAGCAAAAUUCCUCUUUUACAAUUCAAACAUGGAGGACAGGCAGAGCGUCUCCAGUCUGUGAACAAAGUGUUGAUCCAGUUUCCCAGCGCCCUCACACAUCAUGGAUGUAGAGCCACCAGACUGAGGUGGAGGGGGUUCAACAGGAAGGACAACAAUCUCACAAGACCUCAUGUCUCUUGUCCAGCCAGGAGUCGACGAGCGGCCUCCAUCCCAAGAGAGCGUUGUCGUGGUAGACCAUCCCACAGCGAGACACUGUAGCUGGAGACGCCGCCGCCAGGUUCUCCACCUCAAACAGCAGAGACACCUGCAACCACACACGUUACUGUCGUGACAAGAGCAAGUGGGCCACACUCAUCGCACCCGGUGAGGCCAGCAGCACGUGUCUCCCUCACUCAAAAUCCUCUUCAUUUGGCAGAUUUCGCACCAAAACACAAACAUGACCAUCAGUGUUCUCGCCUCGUGCUCAGCGUUUGGAAAGCUAGAAGGUUAGGUUAGGUUUCUAUGUCAAGCUGCCAUCUCUCUGGAGGCUUCUACUCGCACCUGCCACCAAAAUAUACACUGAAAGUAAACAGUAACAAGCAUCCAGCAUGUCUGUUCAAAACAGCCUUGAGGUGGAGCCACGACAUGUCAGGGGAUCCCUGAGGAACGCAAGGAAAAUAUCUGACAAAAAUACGACUUUCUUUAUUUCAUGAAUUUAGUGAUUUUAACGUGUUUCACUUGAUGAUUUUUUUAUUACAACAGACCGUCUGAGGGACGACCUGUUUCUUAGAAACAGCUAAAUGAAAGAACAGGUUUUGUCAAGAACCGGGGUGAACAUUUGAGCCUAAAUCCAUCGGAUGUUCUUCACAGACGACGAUUUAAAUGGGGGGAAGCAUGUUUGUCGACGGCGGAUCUUUGCACGUGAGGUCCAGGAGAAAACCCACUCACCUGUCCUGGCACUGAGAUUCUCUCUCCACUGAGGAGCGUCAGCACCUUGUUGUCGUCCAUCACGGAGUCCAUGCGCUCGACCCACAGCGGGUCCACCGGCCCGUCCAACACGAUCCACUUCUCCUCCGGCCCCUCGUCUACGAGAGAAAAGGGGCGGGUCAGACGGGCUGCUCUCUCUCUCCCAGACACCGAGCAGAUACUAGCUGGACGCUGAGUGACAGGGACCUGCACACGUGGACCUCAUGAUGGAAGACAGAACUCCAUCCCUCUUGUUCUCGCCGUACAGCUCGCCCAGGCUCAUGGACUUGGGGUUCAGAGGGAAAUGCUUUCGGGCCAUGAAGAAGAGGUUGUUACACAGACGUCCGCACACAGCACGUGUUGGACUCCCAGACUGACCUGGACCUGCUGGUACUCAGGAACCCCACGCUGGUGGAGCGAGCUGAGGGCCCGCUGCAGAGUCCUCCAGGUCACAGUCUUGCCACUGCCCGUCUCACCCACCAGCACGCAAGCGUGUCGACAUGUCUUGGUCUCGUAGAGUUGGAGGACUUUGGAGAUGGAGAAGGACGUCGCCUGGUAGCCGCUGUGACGGAGCUCCGCCUCCACGGCUUCCUCCAGCUGUGAGGGGCAGCGGAGAAUUUCAUUUCCAAACGUCUCGAUGAAUGAAGAUGCUGGUCUCCAGACCUCUCUGUGAGCUGUAGCCGCCGCGUCUACGGACGGGAACAAAUCCUGUAGGAGCCCGGUGAACACCGGCAGGUCAGCUGAGGUCAGCUGGGCCAGAUGCAUGUCUUUCACAGCCACCAGCAGGAUCUGCAGACACAACUUCCAUCUUCACUUAAGCGCAUGGGAUCAAGAAGCUGCUUUUGCUGUCCAAGUACUGGAACGCUUGAGGCCAUCAGAGGGCAAAUGACUCUGAUGAAGACUGCUCCGCCAGCAGGAGGCGCUGGACGCUAGCCACAGAAAACUGUGGCAGGAAACCAGAGUGCACAGACAUGAGGCACGUAAGUCGUUUUAGUAUCUAAUCUUGCCCUGAAAAGAUAAAUGUCUUCACUGUUGUUUUCUUUGAAGAUCAUUCUCCUGAUGAGGUGUUUUUCAUGAACACAAAAUCUGUCUCUUCACAUUUAACCCCAAUAUGUUGCUGUUUGAAGUCACAUUUUGAUGUUCAUGUCCUCAGAUGUCAGGGCUUCUCUGUACCUCCAUCGUUCUGUUCAUUCUUCAACCGUAUUACUUGCUCUGCUCCGACGUUUUCAUUUAACAGUCUGAAAACACAUAUGUGUGUGUGUAUAUUAUCGCCACCAUGUGACGUGUAGUACUAUGGCAUGAAAAUAAUUUCAUGUUACAUUCCACAUUCUAAAUCUGUCCAGUUUUUAGUGUUGGUAGUUUUGCCUAGAAGGACACUUGGCUAAAAACCUCAGGUAAACGCUCCCUCGGUACUUCAGGCAGGAAGAGAGCUUCCUGCUGACUCAGCAGCUCCCUGUCAGCCCAGCUCCUCCCACCGAGUUACCUCUUCUUCGUCCGAGACAUCGGGGCAGGCGCGGCGCUUGCUCCCGGCGUGCCGCAGCAAACAGCUGAGCGCUCGCAGGCCAAAGUCGUAGUGGGCCUGUCUGGAGAGCAGCUGGAGAGCCAGCGAGUGCAGGGUGGAGACCUUCUUCGCCAGGGUCUCAGACAGGAGCAGCAGAGAUCAAAGUCAACAUCCGUCCCGUUUUGGGGAGACAGUCUGCAGACUGGCUUCUACCUUACACUCCUUGAAGCCUUCCGCCAACAGCGUGACCUCAGCGAUGAGCGUGGAGUCUGGCAUCAACAUGGCGACGGGUCUGAACAUGGACUUGAGGUCAUCGGGAAGGUCAGCGUGAGCGGCGCAGCCUUGAAAACAAGCGGCAUGUUGUCCAUCUUUGCUCCGGGAGACGACCGUGGGAGUGACAGGUGUCCUACCGGGCUUCACAGUGAUGAAGACGCCACACGAGCCCACCAGGCGGAUGAGCCGCCCGCCAAACUGCAGCUGCUCCAGUCGAGAGGAGAGCGCCGACAGGACGGAGAGCACCUGCUGGGCCACCACCGACAGCACCUCCACCUUGAUCCGCUGGAACUCGUCGAAGCAGCCCCAGGCUCCGGUCUGGAAGCGUUGGUCCGAUUACACCGGUCAAGCACCAGAACUCUGCUGGUUUCUCACCUGCGCCAGGCCAGAGAACAAGCUCGCCAUGGCCCUGUAGUCCAGUCCUUCUGAGCAGUUCACCACCACCACGUGCAUCCCCAGAGCCUUCCCCAAAUCCUUCACCGUCUCCGUCUUCCCAGUGCCGGCCGGACCGGUCAGAGAGCCUCCUCGGUGCAGGUGCAGAGCGGUGGUCAGAGUCACGUAGCACCUGUAAACCAGCUGUGUGAGAGGUGGAGCGCCACGGUGACUCACCUGGUCAGCUGACCCACCUGUCGGUGAGCGGAGUCACGGCCAGUCUCCCAGAGUUCCCCUGGUACUCGUAACCGUAGCGGAACUGAGUGUGGGUUUGUCGAACUGUGCAGUCGUCUAGGUCCUGUUGUGAGAAGGUGCAGGUUGUGGAACACAGCGCCAUCAAACAAGACAGGAUUCCUCCAGCUCCUGAAGGCAUGGUCUGAGCCGUGCCUCGUGGCUUGGUACCUUCUCCCAGUAGAGCCGCAGCUGACUGAGCCACUCGAAGGCGUUGGCAUCCUUGCAGCUGACGCGGGCCAGUUGGUCGAUAACGUCCCGGGCGUGGACCUCCACGGUGACCAGAGCCACCAUCUUCAGACGGAGGACGCUGGAUAGAUCUCCACGGACCAUCUCCGAGUAGCGCUUAAGCAUGGACACCUGGGAGCAGGGUUCACAGGAGAUCGGCCUCUUGUCUAGUCUCUCCUCAAUCUCAAACCUGACUCACUUCAAGAAGCGAAUUGUUCGAAAUCCGAAUCGAUUUUUCCCAUUACAAUGAAUGGAAAAAGAACGAAUGCGCUCCAAGCCUUAAAAUAGUCUUUUGUAGGAGUGAAUGUCGAGUGUCUGCUGCAGGUGGCUGUUCCUCUAUGUGUGUGGCCGCUGCAUGUGGGAGGGGUUGCCGAGUGAGUGACGUCUCUCCAGAAGUGAAGAGGUGCCCGGUGCGUGUCCAGCUCUGAAUGUGCGCUUCUGUGCAGUUUGGUCAUAAACCAAGUCAUGCUCUGUCCCAGACUGGCCUCGUCCCUGUCCCAGCUCCAGCCCACAACAGGACAUCAAACCCUGGAGUGGGCGCUCGAGUUCUGGAUUUUUGUUCAAAAUCCAAAUAAAAAAAUCUCAAUUUUUUUUUUUCGAAUUCCGAUUUGUUCGAAGUCCGCGACGUUCGAAAACCAACGUACUGCCGUACUUUCUUUCUCGGCAGCGUCUUUUUAAGGACGUACUCAGAGGUCAGCAGUCAGCCAACUUUCCAGCAGCUCCAGCAACGAUAAAAACCCAGACAUUACCUGCUUCUCUUUCAUGGACUUGAGAGAGGACUUGUUGCCAAACUCCUUACAGUUGAGGAGAGCUUGAGUGACCUCACUGGUCCACUGGAUCUGACUGGCUGUGAUCAGCACCUGGAGAGGUCCAGACCAGGAGUGAACAACUUCAUCACAGAAUAGUGGAGCUCCUGAGAGGCAACCCACCUGGCCCGGCCAGUCGUUGAGCCACUUCUCCCUCUUCCCCUUCAUCAUCUUCAGAGCGUCCAGACAAUCCUUCAGACUGGUCUUCAGAGUGCGACGCAUCGUGGACUCCACGUCGCACAGCCACAGCUUCACGCACACCAGGAGACAGUGUCAACAGAGAACUCAGCCCACUCUUCCGUCUGAAAUGCAACUGCACCUCCACAGCUUUGUCCUGCUGCACGCUCUGGAUGAACUCCACCAUCUCCCCAUCUGCUGAGGCCAUGGAGGUCACUUCAUUCUUCAGACCCACCUGAAGGAAACCACACCGCCCUCAUUAUUCAUCUUCAUCCUCCUCCUCCAGUCCCACCUCACUCUUCUCUUCCUCUCCUUCAUGGCAGACAUUCUUGGUCUCUCCUCUCGCUCCACAACAGCAGUCCUCCCUAACUUGUCCUCGUGUCCCUCAGAUUGACUACUUUCUGAUCCUCUCCUCUCCAUCAGCGACCACUAAUGUCUGCUCUGACCUUGCAGUGGCCACCCUGCUGCAUACUCUUCUUCACCUCCUUCACCUCUGUCCAAUGAAGAGGCCUUCCAUCCUCCUCAGACUCAUGAGAAGAACCUGCCUUUUUCAUGUGCAGACUCCUGAUGUUGCUGAAGCACUUCUUCAGGUGUGGCUGCAUGGCCUCCGGGUUCUGGGACUGACCCAGGACCUCCAGCAAGUCCAUGCUGGACAAGAAGUAGAAUCGUGGGAAGAUCUGCCUCUUGGCUUCCAGGUACUGGUCCAGAGCUUUCUGGAUCUCCUCCAGCCUCACACUCAUCUCCGAGAGUUUUGCAGGCAAACCUUUGGGAGACAGUGGACACUGAGAUCAGUGAGAAGGUUCAGGAACAUGUCUCCACAAAUUAUUAGGAUUUGGGUUCCUAUUCUUUCACUAGCGUCUGUCACAAGGUCAAACACCGGGGUGUUCCACAGUACCAGGCUGAUGGGUUCCCCUCAAGGCGUUAUUCUCCCGUCGGAGUCGCUCCAUGACAGCUCUCCAACUGGAACUCACGUCUUCAAACUGCUCACACUCCCGAGGACGCUGCUCCUGGAUGUCCUCUCCUUGGAAAAUGUUCUGUACGGAGACACAACAUGAUGAGAUGUCAGAGUGAGGUGCGACCCUAGUGUCCGCACCUCCAGGUACAUCCACUGCCGCUGCACGGUGAGGAACAUCUCCACCACUUCCAUGGCGUGCGACAGCUGACGUUCCCGACGCUCCACUUCGUGCUCAAAGGCUUUGACGAAGCAGGACCCUCUCAUCGUGGACAGCACGACCUGGAUGUCCUCCAGAGCCUGCACCACCUCCUCUGACCCCCUGAAGAGGAUCGCGAUGAGUGACAACGACUCUCAGGAGGCAGGCGAAUGACGUGGCAGACCUGAGGUGGUAGUGGCCUCCAUCCUUGUACGGUGCAACAUCCAGAGAUGUUUCCUCCCACGUCUUUGAAAUCUCUUCCAAACCCUGAAGUUCAAAGCAAGUGGAGAAGUCCAACCAAGUCAGUGCCGGUUCUGACAUGGAAUGUUCUGAAGCAACAGACGGCAGACCUGCUCGAUGGACACCUCCUUGGUUGCCGCUUCAGAUAUCUCACUGAUCUUGUCUGCAGACUUGUCUAGGCCCAGAGAGAUGAUCUUCUCCAGGGUGAAGUCUGGACUGGUCUGGUCGAAGGAGCACUGCAGCUCGUCGCAGAUCUGCUUCCAGUGUCUGAAGAGAGAAGUGGACCACUGAACAUGAGGUUUUGCUGAAAUGUUUCCAGACAUCUAAGGAGGCCAUGUUCUUCUCCUUCUCUGCCCUACUUCCUUCACUUCUGUCCUUCCCUUCUCCAUUUCCACAGUGUGUUGACUAAACCAUCUCAGUUUCUAAUGAGCAGAUAUACAGGUUCAAUACCGAUCUCUCAUGGCCAGGUUCUUCAGGUUUACAAGGAGAGGAACCAGUCUCUUGAAGUGAUCCACCUUGUUCUUGGAAGAGUCCAGGAUGUCCCACCUCUUGUCCUGGAAACAGCCGAGUCACUCCUCUUUCAGGUGGCGUAGUUUGUGGAACAGAUCCUGAGCCGUUCUCUCCAUGGUCUCUGUCUGCAGCUCAGCGAACGGACGCAGCUUCCACCGCUCCCAGUGACAGCUCCACUCCCGAGUCACCUCCCACACCUGCUGCAGGGAGUCCAGGUCCUGGGAACACACAGGCAACCGCGAUGAAGAGUCUCCAGCUGACCUCGGUGUCCAGUGAUCUGCGUCAAGGCAGAGUCGGGGCUCAGGAGGCUGCUGAAGGGACCUGGACAGAGCUUUAGUCAGAAGACACUCUUGACUGAUCAGUCAAGUCACAACAACAUCAGGGCACCGCUGCUGUGGAACUCCUGCACGCAGCGCCACAUCACUGUCUGCCAGGACCUGCUGGAACCAAAGCCACUCUCUGGGCAGAGCCUCACGAAGCUCCUGCAGCUGUGCAGAGAAGGACAGCAUCUAAACAUCUUCUCACCGCAAGAAUGGAAUCCAGGAAGCUCACCGACGGUUCCAGAGGGACCUCGUACUUGUCCAAGACAGCGAACUGUUCGUGGACGACGGAAAUUUGAUGCUCUGUUUUCCCCAAAUCCCCCUGAAGGCUCUCCAGGAGCUUCAUGUUCUGGCUGAGCUCUUCAAGCGAGUUGGGGGCUUCUCUGAGUCUGGAGUCCCACACAGGAGCAAACGUGAAGACACUCAGCGGAGACAAGUCAGAGCGAUGACUGCGCCUCACCUCUCUGCGUGCGCGCGCAUGGCGGCGUGCAGCUCUCGCAGUGCUGCACCAAGGAGGACUUGAUGGGAGAGGUGUCCAGAGUGAUGAACCUGAUGUUGACCAGAGUCUCCUCCUGCUCCACACUGUUGGCGUUUUCCGUGUACCUGAAGAACACACACACCGACCACACAACCCCCUCGCUGAUGAGUCCAGAGUCACACGGCACAUGAUCCUGACCAACCAGGUUCAAAGGUCAUCGCCACUUCUUUCCAGACAAACCCACUCCAACAACUACUACGGUGGCUGAGAAGCGCAAAACGCAUUUACAACCUUUUGAAACAAAUUUUUUCCUGAGUUUGUAAGUCUGGUCAGUGUACAGAAGUUGGGAUGACCUUUGACCUUCCCAAGUCAGGACCGUCGAGUUAAGUGUUGCACAUGAGCAGGCAGUCGCCUAGUGAUGAUGUCACGAUGCUGUUUGACACUGAGGCAGUGGUACCUGUGGAUGUCUGACACGAAGGUGGUGACCGGCUGGUUGAACCUCUGGUAGCGUUGAAUGAAGGAAUCCUUGUUGAUCAUCCAGAUGUUGCGGUAUUUGCUCCAGGUCUCCAAAUAAUCCUUCAUGUCGCUGCACGCGGCCGACAUCCCUGCAGACACAGCCGUCUGGAUCCUCCUGAUCUCCUGGUCCUGCUCUGGAGAACAAGACCAGACACAGUGUCGCCCCCUGCAUGCGCCGCGCAGAGAUGUAUUCAUUACCGAUGCGGAUGUGAACGGGAGCGAACUGAGAGCGUGCGCCACCGAGCAGCUCGGGCAGUCGCCUGAAUCCAGACACGCUGUGGAUGAGCUGCGGCAGGAGGUUGACAACGUGAGCCAGCUUUUCUGGCGCUGGGGAGAAUUCCACCUGUCAGAGGAGACAGCAGGUGUUGACAUCAACACAGGAGUUUGGACCGGACCACCCGGUACCUUGGGGCUGUUGUGGGCGGGCGACUGUCGCAGCGUGACCUGGACUUUGAACAGAGGGUUGGGCAAAGUCUUGCCCUCCCCGUUGAUGGCCACGGAGAGACGCUGCAUGGAGCGCAGAACAUUUGUUCUCACAGCUUCCUCCACCAUGUGAUCCACCUUCUCUGUGAAGGACACCCACUGAUCCUGGACCUGGAACACACACAAGGCUCCUCGUUUGAUACCUGAGCGUGAGCCACCACAGACACUUCUUCUUGUUCCAACCUCGGGUCCAUCGUUACUGAAGGUUUCGUGGAUGUGGCUCAUGAUUUCCACCACCUCCUGGUGAGCUGAGCGCAGAGACUGUACUUGACUCAGCUGGUGAGUCUUCUGAUCCUCCUCAAAAUCCAGAUUCCUGACAGGCAACACAAGGUCAAACCUGAGUGUCAGCCACAGGCGGCGGCUGCAGCCCUCAGUGCUGCAUCACCUGUACACCGUCUUGCCGUCCAGCCUGAGCAGCAGGGUUUCACUCAGCCGACGACAGAGACCCGAGAUGGUUUGGACCGACGCCUUGAACCAGUCGACAGUCAGCUGGACCUGCAAGGGACGGAGAAGACGUCAGCCCUCUGAGCGUCUGAGGGCAGGGAGGAGAAGCACAAGGAGACCCUGUGGAUGUGCAGCAGACAGUCCCGGACGAAGGCGCCCGACGAUUCUUUGGUCAACCAGUGGGCCGAGAGGGAGACCAGAGGAGCGUGCAAACUGGCCAUGAAGCGGAGCAGACUGUGGGUGGGGUCGCCCCUCACCGUGCCGAACUGCACCGCCGCCUCGAAGGUCUCCGGGGUGAUGAUGGCGCCAGGUUCGCGAAUGAAAUACACCAAAUGCUCCGCCACCUGUGAGACACAGCGGAAGGUUGUGGACCACGGCACCGGCCUCAUCUCAGGAGCUGGGGGCGCACCUGCACAGGAAUGGUGAACUCCACUCGCAGCUUCAUGUGGACGUCCAGGACUCUUCAGUGACGCCAGGAAUGGACACGCAGCGGAUGAACAGCUUCACCGGCGAAGACACCAAGGGUUAGCAGGUGCUCGUGCCACGCCUUCUCAUGGUCUUACCCCUCGAGUUGACUUCAGGUGAUCGUUGUUGUCCAUUUUUGGCAGAAGCUCCCUGGAGCACCUGCAGCAGAGAGCGGACUCGGACACUUUG